This is a messenger RNA of Symbiodinium sp. CCMP2592, 1131 nucleotides long. The record is from the annotation of a GenBank genome assembly. NCBI's taxonomy places the organism in Eukaryota, Dinophyceae, Suessiales, Symbiodiniaceae.
AUGAGCCAAGCUGCCACGUCUCAGUCAUGUCUCCACCUUGUGGAGCACACUUCCCUCCUGCAACAGCUUUCGAAGAAAGGUAGGUGGCAGCAGGCUUGGGAUGCGCAAACUCACCUGCCAACAAGAAGGAUCCACGGGGACCAGAUGAGUUGCACGUCUUUGUUGAAGAGUCUGCGACAUCCAGGAAGAUGGGAUCUGGCGCUGAGCUUUUGCAGCAAACUUGGCCACACUGCCGUGAGGGUGAACCAGUUUGUUUUCAACGCUUUGAUCAGUACCUGCACCUACCUGAACGCAUGGCAGUUCGGGCUGGCCGCAUUGAUUUGCAUGGGCGUACUUCGUAUCUGCCGGGAUACCAUCAGCUACAAUACGGUGGUGGCUGCAUGUGCAACGCGGCAGCUGCAUGCCUGGCAAGCUGCCCUUGGACUCCUCAACAAAGGGAACUUUGCAAAAAGAGACACGAUCAGUCAAAGUGCCGCUAUGGCCGGUUGCGCCAGCAAUAGCCUCUGGCUUUGUGCCUUGGUGCUGCAACACGAGACAGUCGACUCAGGCAUCGAGACGAACGCGAUUUUGUGGAACACGUACCUGAAUGCCUUAGAAGGUAGUGGCGAGUGGGGCAUAUUGCUGGAAGCGCUGCGGGGCAUGCAAUGCAUCAGUCUGAAGCCAUCCCCGACAAGUCUCACUCCUGUCGUCAACACAGUCGGGUCUUUAAGUUCUUGGGAUCGCGCAAUCUUUAUGCGAGCAACGUCUGGACUCUACGAUCUCAUCCUGCUGAACAGCGCAAUGUGUGCAUACGGCGCGGGGCACCAAUGGAAGCCGGCGCAGUCGUGCCUGGAGGCGAUGAGGGAGAUGCGCUGCUACGACAAAGCAAGCCUCAGUGCAGCGAUUACAUCGUGUGAGAAGGCGAGUGAGUGGCGCUUUGGCCUCCAGCUUGUGCGGGAGCUCAGCGUUGCGGAUUCUGUCGGUUUUGGCGCAGCAAUGAGUGUGGCCGAAAAAGCUGGGCACUGGCUGAUAGCCGUGAACCUUCUUCGUGACCUGCGCUUGCAGCAAGUGGAUGCUGACGAGAUCCAUACCAGUGCUUGUAUCAGUGCAUGUGAGAGGGCAGAGGCGCAGAAAGACAGCCGGUCGGAUUGA